Molecule: messenger RNA, 3921 nt
Organism: Bacidia gigantensis
Lineage: Eukaryota; Fungi; Ascomycota; Lecanoromycetes; Lecanorales; Ramalinaceae
Exons: 1
Coding region: 1-3921 (1306 amino acids)
Cellular component (GO): intracellular anatomical structure
Molecular function (GO): RNA binding; protein binding; ATP binding
Source: RefSeq, a predicted model, not a curated record
AUGCUCGCUGAGCACUGCCAGAAAGUGAAAUGGCACAAGCCGGAGUAUACCAUGUCCCACAACGCCGCGGACUUCUCUUCGAUGGUCAUCUUGAAGAGUACGAACCCAAAGACAAGAGAGACUGUCACUCUCCCACCCUUCAAGUUGCCGCCAGACUCGAAGCACCUGGCACUCCAGCCAUCCGCUGUAGAGGCAAGGCACUUCGCAGCUACUUAUGCACUUUUUCGGGUCAGCAGUAUGAAGAAUAUCCACAUGAUGUUGCCUCCAACCUAUCGAGAUCUUUGGAAGAAAGAGUUCCAUGAAUUGAAGUCUGCAGAUCUUAAAGACGGCAAGGGCUGGAUGUAUGAGGCAGACCCUUUCGCAGCGAAGCUUGAAAGAGAGGAGGCGCAAGCGGCUACCGCGAAGAAGAGGGACGAAAGGGAGAAAAAGCGAGCGAAAGAGGCAGACAAUCCCAUAGUAUCGCUUGCUCCUGGCUCAAGCACUACAGGUAGCUCGAAGGGCAAUCUCAUGAAGGGGUGGACAAAAGCUCCGAAAGUCGAGAUGGGCAAGCGUACGAGAGCGGACAUGGAGACUACCGUACGCAAGGGUGUGGUCUGGAAUCCACUUGACAUAAGAAUGUCCAAGCAACAGCGAGAUAAUGUUAUCGAUGAGCUCUCCAAGCUUGGCUUCAGGAGAAGUCACGCCGAAGAGGCUGUUGAAGAAUGCAAGGAUCGUGAAGAGACCUUGGAAUGGCUGCUGAUCCAUGUGCCAGAGGACGAUCUGCCCAAGUGGGCUUUGCCCGAAGGCUACUCAGCAGGCUUGAGUAUCGCGAGUAGCGACAUGAAGAAAGAGGCUGCUAUCAAAAGACUUGCUGAAGGAGGCUACUCUGGCGAAAUGUGCGCAGUAUCACUCACGAAAUGUCAAGGGGAUGAGAACAUGGCUGCAGAAGUAUUACAAUCUAGUCUUGUUUAUCAAGAGCAGGCAGAUGGUGCUGAGGUUCCUAACAUUGCAGAUAUUACCUUGAAUGAUGAUGCAAGAGACAAUGUCUGGCAUGAGGAGAUUGCGACCUUGGAAGCGAUUUAUGGAUCUCGCUUCCAGUACAUUUUACAGGCAUAUGUAGAGAUUCAAAUGGAGUUUGUGUCUCAAGAUAUGCAUGCUAAAUUACGCGUGAGACCGGCAGCCCAUUACCCACAACGAGCUCCCGUCUUAGCGAUCGUGGCUCAUGGUAUGCCAUCAUACAUUCGACUCAGUAUAACAAGACAAGUUCUAGAGUAUGCAAACUCGAACCUCCUAGGGGAACCUAUGAUAUUUGGUAUAUGUGACUGGCUGGAGGCUGAAAUUCCAAACAUUGUGGAGAAUCCAGGCAAAUUGAAGUCAGUAUCUGCCGCUAUAUCAGGUUCAACGGAGAUUACUUCAACAGACAAGAGACAGACACAGACAAGAGUCCGUCAUGCCCCACGCCCCAUUGAUUGGAGGCCAAGAGAUCCUCGGAGCAGUGAGAUGCUUCAGAGAUUGCAACUUCGUCAGGCAACCCCUCAACAACAAAAAAUGCUCGCCGUCAGACGGUCAUUACCGGCGUGGAAGAAGAGAGAAGCCAUUGUCAGUACCGUCAAUACUCAUCAAGUGACUAUUAUAGCAGGAGAGACAGGCAGUGGGAAGUCCACCCAAUCAGUACAAUUCAUUCUUGAUGAGAUGAUCUCGAGACAUUUGGGCUCGGCGGCCAAUCUAAUAUGCACUCAACCACGACGCAUAUCAGCCUUAGGCCUUGCCGAUCGAGUCAGUGCUGAACGCUGCUCUUCAGUAGGUGACGAGGUGGGCUACGCUAUCCGAGGGGAAGCAAAGCAGUCCAAGAAUACUAAGGUCACGUUCGUGACGACAGGUGUUCUAUUGAGGAGAUUGCAGACCUCCGGUGGGAGCAAGGAAGAUUUAGUCGCGGCGCUUGCGGACGUCAGUCAUGUUGUUGUAGACGAAGUGCACGAGCGCAGCCUUGACACCGAUUUCUUGCUUGUUUUGCUCAAGGACAUUCUCGCCAGACGCAGUGAUUUGAAACUAGUACUCAUGAGCGCAACCCUGGAUGCCUCUAUAUUCAGCGAGUAUUUCGAUGGUGAGGUAGGCCUUGUCGAGAUCGAAGGGCGUACUUACCCCGUCGAGGACAAUUAUCUAGACGAUAUUGUCAGUUUCACGGGAUUUACUCCGGCGAAGGGUGGCAACAGAGGCGACGACCCGAUUCAGGAUGCCAACGCGAGCGUUCCCAAGACAAUACAGAGCCUUGGAAUGGGCAUCAACUACGACCUCAUCAAGUCAUUAGUUGAGACUAUUGAUCUUGAUCUUGGAUCGGUAGUCGAAGGCGGAGUCCUCAUCUUCCUGCCUGGGACGUUUGAAAUCAAUCGAACUCUACAAGUCCUUCAGUCUUUACAUCAGAUUCAUGCCCUACCUUUACACGCUUCUCUGACUCCCGCGGAGCAGCGGCGAGUUUUUCCACCCGCACCAAAGGGUAAACGCAAAGUCAUCGCUGCCACUAACGUCGCAGAAACGUCCAUUACCAUUGAAGAUAUUGUCGCCGUAAUCGAUACCGGAAAGGUAAAAGAGACAAGCUUUGAUCCUCAGAAUAACAUGGUCAAACUCCAAGAGGUGUGGGCUUCUCGCGCGGCAUGUAAGCAGCGUAGAGGCCGAGCUGGCCGUGUCCGCGAGGGACAAUGCUACAAGCUCUACACGAAGAACGCUGAGGCCAAGAUGGCUGAGAGACCAGAGCCUGAGAUUCGACGUGUUCCACUGGAGCAGCUGUGUCUAUCAGUACGAGGAAUGGGGAUCGUCGACGUUCCGAGCUUCCUUGCCAGCGCUCUGACACCGCCAGAAACUACGGCCGUCGAAGGUGCCAUGGUUUUGCUGGCACGUAUGGGUGCGCUCGAUGGCGAUCAAUUGACAGCCCUUGGCCGUCACAUCUCUCUGAUUCCGGCCGAUCUCCGCUGCGGUAAAUUGAUUGUCUACGGCUCUACAUUUGGCUGCCUGGACUCCUGCCUCACAAUCGCCGCCAUCCUCUCCUCCCGCUCUCCCUUCCUCUCGCCACAAGACAAACGCGAAGAGUCCAAAGCCGCUCGCACAGCCUUCGCACCCGGCCAAGGCGACCUCGUCUGCGAUCUACGUGCUCACGAAGAAUGGAACACUCUCAAAUCCACCUCAUCAUACAGAGACACCCGCGCUUUUUGCGACACCCACUUCCUAUCGCAGCAAACCCUCACCGACAUCUCAUCCACACGUUCACAACUCCUCUCGUCACUCUCCGAAACCGGACUCCUCCCUUCUCGAUCGCCACCCUCAGCUCAAGGCCGUGGUGGAGACCAAAACACCAACAUCCCCCUCGUUCGCGCCCUAAUAGCCGCCUCCUUCACCCCCAGCAUCGCCACAAUCUCCUUCCCAGACAAGAAAUACGCGCCCUCUGUCUCCGGCGCCGUAGAACUCGAUCCCGAAGCUCGAACGAUAAAAUACUUUACCCAAUUCACCUCCAACGGCCCCAUCACCCCCACUCCUACCCCCAACCCCUCUCCCGUUCCCUCUCCAAUUAACGACCGCAUAUUCAUCCACCCCUCCUCAACCCUCUUCACCACCCCCUCCUUCCCCUCCUCAACGCACUACCUCACCUAUUUCUCCAAACUCCACACCAACAAACCCUACAUCCGAGACAUCACGCCCUUCAACGUCUUCACUCUACUCCUAUUCUGCGGAAAACUGGAGCUCGAUCCGCUGGGGCGCGGCGUACUGGUUGAUGGCUGGAUUCGGGUGAGGGGGUGGGCGAGAUUGGUGGCGCUCGUGGGGAGGGUGAGAGGGAUGUUGGAUGAGGUUUUAGGGAGGCGGUUUGAGGGGUUGGCUGGGGAUAUGGGGAGGGACGAGGAGGUGGUGGGGGUGGUGAGGAGGCUGGUGGAAUUUGAUGGGCUUGAUGCUUGA